AUGCUGUCUCGAAAUGUCGCCGCCGUCUGCAGACAACGCACGAGGGCGUGUCUGCAUGCCCCGUCACGCUCACUAGCCUCCGUCGCCGACGCACCCGCCGCGUCCUCCUCCACGUCCUCCGCCGCCAGCGCGCCGAACGUCGUCCUCAAUGCCGCCGUCAUCCUCAACCGCUCCCCCAUCCUGACUCGCACGCCCACGCUCUUCGAGCGCGCGUACUUCGCCUACCAGUCGCGCAUCCGCCGCGCCAUCUUCAACCCCUUCCCGACCGAGUUCUACUUCAAGACCGGCUCGCUGCUCGAGCGCAAGUUCGCAAGGGAGGAGCGCCUGCGCGAGCGCGAGGCGUUUGGUGGCCCGUGGUCGCUGAAGCGACGCAAGCCUGCGGCCGCUGCUAUGGACGAGGACGGCGUGCCUCUUGCAUCGGGUGACCAGGCGGACAAUAUGGGCGAAGAGCCCGUCGAGCCUCCUGCGCCGCGGAUACACGAGUCGGACAAGACGGGGGAUGUGAAGAGUUUGGAUCGGAAGGGCGAGCGUAACCUGUACUUGCUCGUCCGAGGGAAGGACCACGCGGGCAAGCAGGUGUGGAGGUUCCCCCAAGGCCCUCUACAGGAGGGAGAGCAAUUGCACAAGGCGGCACUGCGUGACCUUGAAGCAGAGUGUGGUAUUAACAUGGACGCCUGGGUCGUAGGCAAGAAGCCCAUUGCCGUGUAUCAACCCUCAUUACCCGAGAGCACCAAGAAGACUCUCGGCGGCGAGCUUUACACCUUCUUCCUCAAGGCACACAUCCUCGCGGGUCAGGUCCGGCCAGACGGCAAGAACGUCACCGACUUCGCGUGGCUCACAAAAGAGGAGAUCGAGCUUCGAGUGGAGAAGGAUUACUGGGCGAGCGUGGAGGGUAUUCUAUCUGACUUCUAA
This is a messenger RNA of Trametes versicolor FP-101664 SS1, 912 nucleotides long. RefSeq names its product mitochondrial 54S ribosomal protein YmL17/YmL30. Gene Ontology annotation, molecular function: structural constituent of ribosome. The coding region runs from base 1 to 912 and encodes 303 amino acids. NCBI's taxonomy places the organism in Eukaryota, Fungi, Basidiomycota, Agaricomycetes, Polyporales, Polyporaceae. The transcript is spliced from 4 exons. Gene Ontology annotation, cellular component: mitochondrial large ribosomal subunit. The record is from RefSeq and is a predicted model, not a curated record.